GUGUCUGUGGUCUGAAGGUUGCGAGCUCCGACUCCCCGGAGAUACUGGUUCGCAUGGGGGAUCUACCGUCCACGCCCCGGACGCGAGGAGGUGCUACCGCUCGACCGGACGCGUCGGUAUACGUGCAAACUUUGCCAGCAAAGUCACUGAUGAAAGGGAUAGUGCUGAGUUAUGACGGGGCUUCUGGAUCGAUGAUGGCACGCACCAGUUGGAACAAGGUUGAGUACCUUCGCACCUCCUUUUACUGCGAUGGCAAGCGUCACAUGCCUAGUGACAGUCGGGAGGGACAACCCACCUUGGCAAGACGCUUGCGCUUUACCGACUUUGGAAGGGUUGGAGAGGGUGGAGAGAGGGGAGUGUUGGGCACGGAUAACGAGUCGCCGUCCUCAACGGGCGUCACUAGUGUCCUGGUCUCGGCUGAAUAUGUUGAGGCUUCCGAAAGAGGAAUGACGAUUAGCAGCCACCGCAAGCAUAGAACUGAGAGACCGAACUCUGACGAGCCGGCUGAUGACGAAAACAAGAGAUCGAGCCGCGGUACGGGAUGGUCUGGGUCACAGCGCAGGAAAAAUGUUUGGCAUAGUGAACGUACAGAAUGGAACUCUUCUGUCUCAGUAGAGGGAUGCUGGCGAAUACUCCAUGUGACAAUUAGACCCCAGAACGCUUUUGUUGGGACCUGA
Acaulospora colombiana is the source of this 677-nucleotide messenger RNA. NCBI's taxonomy places the organism in Eukaryota, Fungi, Glomeromycota, Glomeromycetes, Diversisporales, Acaulosporaceae. The record is from the annotation of a GenBank genome assembly.